CAUUUUGUUUUUAUGUAUUCAGUGAUAUGUAGCUGUUCGUAGUAAUUUCCUUACUUCACUGUCUCUUUCUACGUAACUAGUGACAUUAGUAAAUGACGUAUUAAAAUUUGUUAGAAGCACGGUUUUUCGUGGCUAAGUAAAUAUGAGUAUAAAUGACGGAGAAGCAAUUGAAUGUGAGCCUUCGAUUAGAAACGUAAUUGAGCAACGGUCUUUACGAUGGAUAUUUGUCGGGGGUAAAGGUGGAGUUGGCAAAACGACAUGCAGUUGUUCAUUGGCUAUACAAUUAUCAAAAGUCAGAGAAAAUGUGCUCAUUAUAUCUACCGAUCCCGCGCACAAUAUUUCCGAUGCGUUUGAUCAAAAAUUUAGUAAAGUUCCCACAAAGGUAAAAGGUUUUAAUAAUCUUUUUGCUAUGGAAAUAGAUCCAAAUGUAGGCAUAACUGAAUUACCGGAAGAAUAUUUCGAAAGUGAAGCAGUUUCAGGGGGAGAAGCUAUGAAAUUAAGUAGAAGCAUAAUGCAAGAAAUUUUGGGAGCAUUUCCUGGUAUAGAUGAGGCAAUGAGUUACGCAGAAGUUAUGAAACUAGUUAAGGGAAUGAAUUUUUCUGUUGUUAUUUUUGAUACUGCACCUACUGGUCAUACUUUGAGAUUGUUAUCAUUCCCACACGUGGUAGAAAAAGGAUUGGGAAAAUUAAUGCGUUUAAAGAUGAAAAUUAGUCCCUUCAUUACACAGAUUACUUCAUUGCUGGGUAUGAUUGACUUCAAUGUAGAUACAUUUUGUAACAAGAUAGAGGAAAUGCUUAUUAUUAUUCGCCAAGUUAAUGAACAAUUUAAAAAUCCUGAUCAGACAACAUUUGUUUGUGUGUGCAUAGCAGAAUUCUUAUCACUUUAUGAAACAGAAAGACUUGUACAAGAAUUAACAAAAUGUGGUAUAGACACUCAUAAUAUCAUAGUAAAUCAACUUUUAUUCUUAAAAGAAGGAGAUGUACCUUGCAGGCUUUGUCUUGCUAGACAUAAAAUACAAGAUAAAUAUUUAGAACAGAUAAUAGAUCUUUAUGAAGAUUUCCAUAUCACUCGACUUCCUUUAUUAGAAAAAGAAAUUCGAGGAUCCCAACACAUCAAGGAAUUUUCGGAAAAUCUUGUUAAACCAUAUAAACCUUAA
Molecule: messenger RNA, 1156 nt
Organism: Eufriesea mexicana
Lineage: Eukaryota; Metazoa; Arthropoda; Insecta; Hymenoptera; Apidae
Product: ATPase ASNA1 homolog
Exons: 6
Coding region: 143-1156 (337 amino acids)
Biological process (GO): tail-anchored membrane protein insertion into ER membrane
Cellular component (GO): GET complex
Molecular function (GO): ATP binding; ATP hydrolysis activity
Source: RefSeq, a predicted model, not a curated record